Wyeomyia smithii (pitcher-plant mosquito) is the source of this 3249-nucleotide messenger RNA. RefSeq names its product neutral alpha-glucosidase AB (gene GCS2alpha). Gene Ontology annotation, biological process: carbohydrate metabolic process; N-glycan processing. The transcript has 5 exons. The coding region runs from base 176 to 2965 and encodes 929 amino acids. Gene Ontology annotation, molecular function: alpha-glucosidase activity; carbohydrate binding. Lineage: Eukaryota; Metazoa; Arthropoda; Insecta; Diptera; Culicidae. The record is from RefSeq and is a predicted model, not a curated record.
CUCCAGGAAGGUCAUUUUGUUUUCCACUUUUGCUCUCAUCAACCAUUGUGCUAAGAGCCUUUUAUGCGGUGCACCCGGAUAAAUCGGAAAAUUUAAACGUUCAAAACGACGAUCCGCAAGUGAGUAGGUACAGGGAACAAGCCCUGGGGGCCUGAGAUCUUGAAGUACAGUAAUUAUGGCGAAAGGAAGCGCCUGGCUGGCGCUAGCCGCAUUUGCGUUCAUCGGCUGUCUCCAUCAAACCGCAAGUGUCGAUCGGAAUAAUUUCAAGGCAUGCGAUCAGAGCAGCUUUUGUCGUCGCUUGCGACAGUCGGAAUCCGAAAUCAGCAAAUUCGAAAUACUUCCGGAAACGUUGCAGACCUACAAGCAGUAUAUUCUACUAGAUUUGCAACACGCGGAAACGAAACAUUUGUACGUGCUAAAACUGGCCGCUGUUAAAGGUGGCUUGUUUCAUUUUCAAAUCGACGAAAAAAGUCCCCUGAGCCCCCGUUAUCGGGUCACGGACGCACUGUCUAAAGAGCCAGAGUAUGUCGGUUUGAAGGUAGAAGAAAAUUCUAGCACGGAGGUUAUCAUUUCGGCGGAAGGAGGAUCGAACAAGGCAGUAGUGAAAGUUGCUCCGCUCAAAAUUGAGUUCUAUCGGGAUAACACACUGGUGCUCGUGGCCAACUCGAAAGGCCUCAUGAAAUUUGAGCAUCUGCGUCGAAGGGAAGUGAAGCCGGCCGAGCAAGCUGCAGAUGACGGCCAGGAUGUUCCAGAAAAUGCUGUGGAGGAACCUAAGGAAGACCCUGGUGCUUGGGAAGAAAACUUCAAAUCGCACCAUGACUCCAAACCUAAAGGUCCCGAAGCGUUGUCUAUGGAUUUUAGCUUCCCCCAGGGUAAGGUGUUGUAUGGCAUCCCCGAACACGCGGAUUCCUUCGCAUUAAAGCACACUGCAGGAGGAAAGAGUGAUCCCUACCGUUUGUAUAACUUGGACGUUUUUGAGUACGAACUGGAUAACGGAAUGGCUCUGUACGGUGCGGUGCCUGUUAUUUACGGAACGGGUCCCGGUCGCACGACUGGAGUAUACUGGCAAAAUGCGGCUGAAACAUGGGUGGAUAUUUUCGUUCCAGAACAGGAGAACAAUGUAAUGUCGUCAAUCGUGAAUUUCGUAUCACGCUCCAGCCAGGAAGAUCCUCCCGCAGCCAACUUUAUCUCGGAGAGUGGAAUAAUCGACGUAUUUGUACUGACGGGUCCAUCGCCGCUGGACACCUACCGCCAGUUUACCGAUCUUACCGGAAGAGCUCCACUUCCACAGCUGUAUGCGAUUGCAUAUCACCAAUGUCGGUGGAAUUAUAAUGACGAACAAGACGUCACUUCGGUUUCGGCUAAAUUCGACGAACAUGACAUACCAAUGGAUACGAUGUGGUUGGACAUUGAGUUCACCGACGGUAAGAAAUAUUUCCUCUGGGACCAUAACAAGUUCCCGCACCCGUUAGAGAUGAUUCGUAAUUUAACGGAACGUGGCCGUCAUCUGACUAUUAUUAACGAUCCUCACAUCAAACGCGACGGAAGCUACUACUUCCAUAACGAUUGCCUUGAUCGUGGUUAUUACGUGAAGAAUAAGGACGGUAACGUGUACGAAGGUUGGUGCUGGCCAGGAUCGGCGAGUUAUCCAGACUACUUCGAUCCGGCGAUUCGCAAAUAUUAUGCCGACCAGUUUCUACUGGAAAACUUUAAGCAGUCAACUGCCGAAGUGGGCAUUUGGAAUGAUAUGAACGAACCGUCGGUCUUCAACGGACCGGAAAUUACCAUGCUGAAAGAUAAUCUGCACUUCGGUGGCUGGGAACAUCGUGACGUGCACAACUUGUACGGUCACAUGCACAUUAUGGCGACAUACGACGGAUUAAUUCGUCGUAGCGAUGGAGCUCUACGGCCGUUUAUUCUAUCUAGAUCUCAUUUCGCGGGUAGUCAAAGGUACGCAGCUGUUUGGACCGGUGAUAAUAUGGCGGAAUGGGGUCACUUGCAGGCGUCGAUCAAAAUGUGCUUGUCGCUAGCCGUUGCUGGUAUCAGCUUUUGCGGUGCCGAUGUUGGAGGAUUUUUCGGCAAUCCAGAUAGUGAACUUUUCUACCGCUGGUACCAGGCGGGUGCAUUCCAGCCGUUCUUCCGAUCUCACGCUCAUAUCGAUACGAAGCGACGCGAGCCGUGGUUGUAUCCAGAGGAUGUCAAGUUAGUUAUCCGGGAUGCUAUUCGCAAGCGUUAUCGACUCUUACCACUUUGGUACACGAUGUUUUAUGAGCAUGAGCGCUCUGGUUUGCCUAUCAUGCGGCCAAUGUUGGCACAGUACCCGUCGGAUUUGAAGUGCUACUCUAUUGAUAGCCAGUAUUUGCUUUCGGAUAAACUUCUGGUUGCUCCGGUGUUGAAGGCUGGCGAGUCGAAGGUGGAAGUGUAUUUCCCUGCCAAAGAAAACGGCGAGUCGGAUGUCUGGUACGACACAGACAGCUAUCGCAUGUACGCGUCUGUAGGUUUUGAAUCGAUUUCCGUGGAUAGCUAUAAAGUUCCGGUAUUUCAACGAGGCGGAACUAUUGUUCCACGCAAAGAAAGAAUUCGUCGUGCUGCAACGCUAAUGAAAGACGAUCCGUACACACUAGUUGUUGCCCUAGACAAGAAUGGAGCUUCUAAAGGCACUCUGUACAUUGAUGAUGAAACAAGCUUCGAAUACCGCUCGGGUAAAUAUCUCUAUUUAGAGUUUGAGUUGAAGGAUAACGUCCUUAGCAGCAAAAAAAUCGAUAAAACUGCCAGUUACGCUUCGAAGAGCUGGCUGGAGCGGGUGAUACUGGUCGGCCUUUCUAAGGUACCCAAAUCGGCCACGUUGCAUCAGUCGAAUGGAGACUCGGUCACGCUGGAUGUUUAUGCCGAGGAUGGGGCAGUUGUUGUUCGCAAACCCGCCGUCUCUAUGCUUGAUGGUUGGUCAAUCAAACUAAACUACUAGAUCCGGUGCAGCUCAGUUGCUCGGUUAGAUGUACGUCCUUCUUUUGCCCUGACUGAUCAUGAUAAUUCAAAAGCAGUAGAGAAAAGUAUUCCUGUUUUCAUUCAGUGUAGCAUUUUAUUUCUGUUCAGAAGUGAUAUAGUAUGGUAGUAAAUGACUUCAUCUGAAUAUUCAAAAAAAUAUAGACGAAUUCGAUUCAAUUAUCUGUCUGUGAAGAGCGAUUCGAAGAAUUUAAUUUUUAAACAAAAAUGAGAGUUAAUCAGAUUAUAGAACUAGGAAACAACAUA